AUGGGUGGAAUUCUCGAUAACGUUAUUUUUGCCGCCUUCCUCUGCCUGAUCGGAGGAGUCGCUACCUCUUCGCAGGGAGCCGUCAAUGCCAAGCUCGGUCAAUACUCUGGCCAGGGCUUGUCCUCCACCAUUGUCUUCUGCAUUGGUGCAAUCACGUCGUUGAUCUACUUUUUGAUCGAAGUUGAGGGUCGCCCACCAGCAGAUCUGGCCUCAAGACUCCACCAGGCACCCUGGUGGACCUGGACCGGAGGAGUCAUCGGUGCCCUCUUUGUCAUCAUCAACAUCUUGACCAUCCCCAAGCUCGGCGCCGGUACGACCUCGGCCAUCAUCGUCUGUGCCCAGCUGGUCUUCUCCUGCAUCAUCGACAACUUCCAGUUCUUUGGCAUCGCUUACCGCACCUACACCCUCUGGCGCGGGCUCGCCACCGUCGGUCUCAUCGGCUGUGUCGCCGCCAUCGCCAAGUUCUAA
Messenger RNA from Linnemannia hyalina, 468 nucleotides. NCBI's taxonomy places the organism in Eukaryota, Fungi, Mortierellomycota, Mortierellomycetes, Mortierellales, Mortierellaceae. The record is from the annotation of a GenBank genome assembly.